CGAGGAAAGGAGAGAAAUUUGGAGGGAAAAGAGAUUAUUGUUUAUAAUUGAUUGAUUAAAGAAAUGCCAGUGGCGAAACCCGAAUCCUCUGAUGCUAGAGUCAUCGCUCACGUCGACAUGGAUUGCUUUUAUGUUCAAGUGGAGCAGCGGAAACAGCCUAAUCUAAGGGGCUUACCGACGGCCGUAGUGCAGUACAACGAAUGGAAAGGCGGCGGAUUGAUUGCUGUUAGCUAUGAGGCCCGUAAUUACGGCGUUAAGCGUUCAAUGCGAGGAGAGGAAGCAAAACAAGUUUGCCCCCAAAUUCAACUGGUUCAGGUCCCCGUCGCGCGCGGUAAAGCCGACCUCAAUACAUACCGGAAUGCGGGCUCAGAGGUGGUUUCUAUUCUCGCAAGGAAGGUUCGCUGCGAGAGAGCUUCCAUUGAUGAAGUCUACCUUGAUCUUACCGAUGCAGCCGAAAAAAUGUUGGCUGAAGCUCCUCCGGAGAAUUUACAGCUAGUUGACGAGGAAACUCUCAAGUCCCAUGUUUUGGGGCUUAAUGAUGAGAAAGGAAUUGAUGCCAAGGAAAAUGUAAGAGAGUGGCUUUGUAAGAAGGAUGCUGAUCGUCGCGAUAAGCUUUUAGCUUGUGGAAGCCUCAUCGUUGCGGAACUUAGGAUGCAAGUUUUGAAGGAGACAGAGUUUACAUGUUCUGCAGGCAUUGCUCACAAUAAGAUCUUGGCCAAGCUAGCAAGUGCUAUGAACAAACCCGCUCAACAAACUGUCGUGCCCUUCUCAUCUGUGAAAGGAUUGCUCGAUUCCUUGCCAAUAAAGAAGAUGAAACAACUUGGAGGUAAGCUGGGGAGCUCCUUACAAAGUGACCUGGGCGUGAGCACUGUUGGAGAUUUACUACAGUUUUCAGAGGAAAAGCUGCAAGAACGUUAUGGCUCCAACACUGGUACUUGGUUAUGGAACAUUGCAAGAGGAAUCAGCGGAGAAGAAGUUCAGGGACGCCUUCUUCCCAAGAGUCAUGGCUCAGGGAAGACAUUUCCUGGACCUCGAGCUUUAAAGACAAUUGCUUCAGUUCAGCAUUGGCUAAAUGAACUGUGUGAGGAACUGAGUGAACGUAUUCGCUCUGACUUGGACCAAAACAAACGGAUUGCACGCACAUUGACACUGCAUGCUAGUGCAUACAAGUCCGGUGACACAGAUUCACAAAAGAACUUCCCUUCAAAGUCUUGUCACCUAAGGUAUGGAACUGCCAAGAUGCAAGAAGAUGCUUUUAACCUAUUUCAAGCUGGAUUACGGGAAUUUAAACCACAGGGAAGUCAAAACAGUGGAUGGAGAAUAACUGGCCUGUCUGUUUCCGCAAGUAAAAUUGUCGAAAUACCAUCUGGAACGUCUUCAAUCAUGAAAUACUUUCAUGGCCAAAAUCCGUCAGCCUCAUUGUCAAAGCAAUCGCAAGAUGAUGAUAUACAGGAACCUUCAGUUAGUGAAAGCUGUUCAGAAAUGAAUUUAACCGAGCAAGAAAUGAAGUUCCCUGGUGAAGAUUCAAAUACCAAAUGCGUGAUGCCUUGCUUAGAUCAACAAGAGCACAAACAGGAUUUGCAGAAAGACCAGGUUAUGAUUUCCUUGCAUAAUCUAGUAAUUUUCAACCUGCAUGUGUUUCAGAUCUCAUUUUGCUCUGCCCUGCAGAAUCCAAGUUGCUUGUUGCCAAGUAAGGGACAGGAUGACUUUCAAGAAGCUUCCUUGCGGAACUCAGGAACUGAAUGCUGUUCGGGGAUAAGAAAUCAAAGCCAGCAACAAAGAGUUUUCCCUCCACAACAAUUUGCAGUGUCCAGUUCAAAUAGAACAGAUGCUAAAAGAAAGACAUCAAAAGACAAGGGAACACAUUCAAUCUUGAGAUUCUUCAAAAAGACCGACCCACCUUCCUCUCUCUCUUUAAUCAAGGAAGAACAUGGCGACAAUCUACAAGAUGUUGAAGCAUUAUCACCCACUGCGAGUGCGCGUGAGAAUGCGAGGCAUGUUGAAGAAGGAAGAGAAUCAAUAGCAGCAUGUAGUUACAAGGUUGAUGAGAUUGACCCCUCCGUCAUCGAAGAGUUGCCUCCAGAAAUUCAGGAAGAAUUUCGGGCCUGGCUCCGGCCUCGCAAGCGACCAGACAUAGUUAGACGAGGUUCCAGCAUUGCUAAUUAUUUCGCCCCAACAAAGAGAACUUAGAUUCAAUCAACACUGUCCUCCUGUACACGAAAAAGAUUCUGUUGGUGUUGGAAAUACCUAAUUCUAUGACCAAGGAAAAAAUUUAAAAAAAAAAAAAAUUUUAAGCUUGAAAAUCCAAAGUACCGCAUUACUUUGGGGUGCAUUGUACGUAUUCUUACCAAUUUUAAUCUGUUUACUAGGCCUCCUAGUUAUCUUUAAUCCCACUUUCGUCAAUCUACUCAAACUUUGCUUCUAUAGUCUUGGAUUCUUUGUAAGAAACAACAAAAUCAUCUCGUAAAUGCCAAUAACCAGUUAUACAUUCACAUCAUGAAUGCAUUGAGUGAACUUUAUUGUAAAAGAAAAUAAAAUUACAAUAUAUUCAAUGAUUAGGACACCAAUA
This is a messenger RNA of Morus notabilis, 2569 nucleotides long. Its product is annotated as DNA polymerase eta. Bases 64 to 2190 code for a protein of 708 amino acids. Gene Ontology annotation, biological process: error-prone translesion synthesis; response to radiation. The record is from RefSeq and is a predicted model, not a curated record. The transcript has 15 exons. Gene Ontology annotation, cellular component: site of double-strand break; nucleus; replication fork. Gene Ontology annotation, molecular function: DNA-directed DNA polymerase activity; damaged DNA binding. NCBI's taxonomy places the organism in Eukaryota, Viridiplantae, Streptophyta, Magnoliopsida, Rosales, Moraceae.